UUGAUACGACGUCGUUUGGUCAACAUGACCAAUAGAAGUACCCUAGCCGUACUUUUUGCUUUGUGUACUUUUGGAGCCCCAAGGGUUUUAGCCGCAUCCAAAAAUAUCCCAAAAUGGAAAAAACAGAAAAUACUCUUAAAAAGAUGUCGUUUAGGUUGGACUGGUGAUCUYUGCAAGGAAUGUCAACCAUUACCAGGAUGUAUGCACGGGACAUGUUCUAAACCAUUAGAAUGCAAAUGUGAAAAAGGAUGGCAAGGAAUUUUAUGUCAGAUACCCGUAUGCUCUGAAGGCUGUCAUCGAGACCGAGGAUAUUGUCGUAAGCCAAAUGAAUGCAGGUGCAAGGUUGGCUGGUGGGGUAAGAACUGUACCCAAUGUUUCGCAUACCCAGGCUGUGUUCAUGGUACAUGUAACCGUCCAUGGGAAUGUAAUUGUAAGCCUGGCUGGGGUGGUAUGCUCUGCGACCAAGAACUGAAAUACUGCGAAACUAAUAAUGUCACAUGCCAAAACGGAGCCACGUGUGUAAGUCUCCCAGAAGAAGAUGGAAAUUAUAGAUGUCUUUGUGCUGAWGGAUACAUUGGACGAAAUUGUGAAGUAGAUAAAAAAAAGGUUGAAAUCGUCGGGUUAGUACCUCCUAAGCCUAGCCUAAUGCUAUUUAAGUCAACAACAACUACACCUUCAACGGUGUCGGAAGAUUUAUUAUUAGAAGGCGAUGAUGAAUAUGAAGAAGAAACUACAAAACCUAAUUCCUCCAUAAUUUCAUUGGUAAACGAAAAUGAAACUUUAAAUGAAACAAUUUAAUAUUGUAAAUAUUCGUUAAAGCAUUAUGUCAAAUAAUUAUUUAUUUAUCUUAAAAUUAGUUUUAUAUAGUCGUUUUAAUUUAUUUAUUUAUUCAAUGAUUUUGUACUGAUACAACACYAUUUUAAGUUAAGCAAUAUAAUAUUUUCAUUUGAAAGUAUA
Messenger RNA from Diuraphis noxia (Russian wheat aphid), 957 nucleotides. RefSeq lists its product as uncharacterized. Lineage: Eukaryota; Metazoa; Arthropoda; Insecta; Hemiptera; Aphididae. Gene Ontology annotation, biological process: cell communication. Gene Ontology annotation, cellular component: membrane. The record is from RefSeq and is a predicted model, not a curated record.